Messenger RNA from Hydra vulgaris (swiftwater hydra), 372 nucleotides. Lineage: Eukaryota; Metazoa; Cnidaria; Hydrozoa; Anthoathecata; Hydridae. The record is from RefSeq and is a predicted model, not a curated record.
UGAAAUCACUAGUGUUGGCAUCGUUACUAUUCAUGGUGUCAGCAAGUUUGGAAAGUGACUUUGAUAGUUCAGAUAUUUUUGAAGACAAAUCAUACGCCAUUUGCAAAUAUGGUGAAACACAAUGUGGAGAGAGCUGUCGAAACAUGAAAAAAGAAAUUUGUUGCAAUGGUAUCCCAAAACCAUACCUUUAUUAUGGAAGAUGCGGUUUAAAAGGUUGCAUAAACUGGCAAAAAGAAAUUUGUUGUGAUGGCAUUGCUAGACCAAAGAAAGAAUACGAAAUUUGCGGUGAAAAAUGCAUAAAGUUAAAAUAUUACUACUGCUUGCAAGGAAAAGUUUAUGAAAAAGUAGAAGAUCAACAGUAACGUUUUGCCA